AUGGAUUCUGAAAUUGAUUCUAUUCCUGAGACACUCUUUCGUCCCACAAAGCGACGCAAGUUUAUGAGAAGACGGCUAGACGAUGGCGCAGGGGAUACUGCCCUCAAAGGAAACGACGCAUCUGAAGCCCUUCCCAGCGAAGGUGAUGGCAGAUCUCAACAAACUACAAGUGUUGUCCGUGUAGGACGACCCCACUCUACUCGCAAAGGUGGCAUUGGAUUUUCCACCACUUCGCGAUUUGGCAAGUAUGAAGGUCACCAGCAGGCACUCUCGUUAGCUGAAAAGUUGGAACAAGAGGCAAAAGAAAGGGUUCAGACCAUGAGGGACCGAUUUACACAACAUACUGGUCAGACUGUGGAUGUGGACCGACACAUGUUAGAACCAUCUCCUCCUUGGACUGUUAUUAGAGCGACGCGAACUAAUAAGAUAAGGAUUGCUUACAUAGAUUCCGAGAUGGCUAAACGCGAUCAUCGAAAUCCACACCCAGAAACCGCGGAGACAAACCAUUCAAUCAUAGAAUCUCGUGGCGAGUCGUCUGUACCUGAACGAGAGCCCGCAUCACUGGGCAAGCUACAUGAAAUCAAUCUAGGACAGGAAAUAAAGCUGCAGAACAUCGCACGCACGGAGGCCGCCACUCGACGACUUGUGGGGGACGAUGACUCAACUGGCAUACCCAGUCAACCUCCUAGUGGCCCUGCUGACAGACAGCGAUGGUACAACCGCAAGCGACGCACCAGUGCAGAUAUCGAACGAGACCGACUUGUGGAGGAGGUAUUACGUGAAAGUAAACUGGAUGUAUAUGAUGAACCCGAGGAUGAACCACUGUAUGAUGACGAAGCGGCAGAUGAACGAAUCGCGGCACAAUUCCAGCAAGACUUUAUGGAAGAAAUCCAAUCCCGUCGACGACUUGCACGGUCACGACCCAGCAAGACUGACAAGACGGAAGCACCCAAGGGACCUAAGCUGGGUGGGAGCCGCAGUGCGCGGGCAGCAAUGCGGGAAAUGCAAAACAAGGCCGGACAGAAGUAG
Molecule: messenger RNA, 1029 nt
Organism: Penicillium taxi
Lineage: Eukaryota; Fungi; Ascomycota; Eurotiomycetes; Eurotiales; Aspergillaceae
Product: telomere length and silencing 1 family protein
Exons: 2
Coding region: 1-1029 (342 amino acids)
Biological process (GO): mRNA splicing, via spliceosome
Cellular component (GO): spliceosomal complex
Source: RefSeq, a predicted model, not a curated record